This is a messenger RNA of Struthio camelus australis, 1608 nucleotides long. Lineage: Eukaryota; Metazoa; Chordata; Aves; Struthioniformes; Struthionidae. The record is from RefSeq and is a predicted model, not a curated record.
UUUACUGCUGACACCAUAGGAAAAUAAAGUAUUUUUGUUAGCAUGGUGCAGUUUAUCAGUAGUUCAGCUGUCUCCUGGGUUUAUGCUGCCUGGGAUAAAUGGAAAAAAUAAAUCUCACUCAAAUCCUGUGUGCGUUGCUUGGAAGUGUAAACCUUUCUUUAAGAUUUUCUAGAGCUGAAAAUCCUGAUAAGGCUGACUACAUGAAUGGUUAGUGGGAGAAGUUACUUGCUGAACGUCACUUGCUGUGUUUUGACAGGCAUAUUUGUAGGCAUUGAAAAACUUGUUUUCAGGAGAUGCAAUUACAAUAUUCUACCCUUUGUGAGGCGCAGUGAAAAGUGGAAUGCAGUCUAUAGGUAUAAACUGGAAAAUCUAGGCUGAGAAUAUUUACCAAAUAAAGUUAGAUUUCUCCCUUCCUAAAGAGUUUUGGAUUUGCUAUUCUACUGUAAAGAGUUUCCCUUCCUUUUUUGCAAGGCCAGCCUUGUAGUGGAAAGUGUAAGUGACAUUUAACCAAAUUGCUGUAAUGCAUUUCUUACAGAAGAGCAACUAGUUUAUAGCAGAUUAUGAGUUUAAAACAUUUUCUUUCUUUACAGAUAAAGCCUUGUUCAGAGCUAUCAUUUCCUGUCAAGAUCUACUUCUGUGUGACUAUUUUGUCUCUGCUGAGUGUAAUAGGGCUCACCAUAGAGACGCUCACUCAACAAACUGAGGAAGAUUUCACCAUUUCUUUUAUACAGUUAGUUGGAGUUGUGUUCUGCGUAUACUACGUGACUAGAGGAAUUCUGCAGGAGAAUCGCCAGGAGCUUGUUGUCUUUGUUCUUUCCAUCUUGCUAGUGAUGUUCCGAUCCACUGUCAACUUCACAGUUCUCUCAGCUGAACAGAAGCCAAAACUCCUGGCUCGCUUCAUUCUGAUUCUCUUGGUUGGCUCCUUUGAUGUGAUCUGUGCCAUCAUCCUCAUUCAGAGUCAAAGCAUGAUGGCCUUCCGAGUGGGUGGUGCUCUAGAAAGCCUACAGUCACAAUACUUCAUGCUGAACCUUUGUUUUUCCAUGUUGACCUUUGAUCUUCAGGCACAGCUCUGCUUGUGUGUUCUGCUCACAAGCCUGCGUGAGAUCACCCUUCUACAUAACAUCAUCUCAGCAGCGGGAGUCCUUUGGGCGUGCCUGAAAGUGACCAUUAGCAUCAUCGCAAUUCUAAAAGAACUGAAACCUCUGGUGUGGAUUUUUCUAAGCCAGAAUGUACCUGAAGUAGUUUAUCUCAUCUACCUGCUUUACAUGGUAAUAACAAAGUGGGGCAAAAGGAAUUCUUACACUCUGGAAGCUGCUGUCAUUACUGGCUCCUGCAUUUCUGUUGCAAUAAAAUCUGUUUUGUUUUGGGCAUUGAUUCGUGUCUACCGCAGCUUUGGGCAGGGGCUGAGAGAAAGAAUGUUUUCUUCCUAUGGAAGGAUUGACUCCUGAGCAUCCCCUUGUGCUCAGUCUGCAGCUCUCAUAGAGUGAAGUCACAGCUGUGAAAGUUCUGAUCAUGUAUUUGCAUUCAAAAUAUAAUAGGUGAGUUUUGCUGAGAUAGGGCUCAGAAGAGCUAGCCCAAAAGGGGGCAUAAAAGCUACUCACCUUUUUG